CGGAGCGUGAGGGAGAGUACGUCAGGCAGCGGCGGCGGUGGCGGCACGUGUCCUCAUCAUGGAGUCCAAACAAAUGUGUAUGCAGGAUUCUGUUAUGAAGCUGCGUCUGGAGGCGCAGAAAGUGGAUGAACAGCUGACAGCAGCAGAGGCAAAAGCAGCGCAAUCCACCAAGCAACUACAGGAGGCCAACAAGCGGUACAAUCACUUACUGGAAGAGCAGGACUUGAUAGAGAGUCGUACACGCAGCACCCGCAAUAACCUCCGGAAGUGUCACGAAUCCUUCCUCAUUGAGCGAGAGAGAAUAAAUAACGCUAAUACUCGCUUGGCAGAACUACAACACAAGAAAACGAUUGUAAAGGACGACAUAGCGCGGUUAGAGGUUGUGGCUAAGGUGGUGGAGCGACGGAUGAAUGCUUGGGAGGAGAUUUUGAAGACCAGACGUAUGCGUAACACUCCUGAGGAAGAGCAGGUGAUUCAAGCACGCCAGAGCGUUGCCUCUCUCAGGGAGCAUCGGGAUUCUCUCAAAGGCAUGGUUGGAAAACUGCCUCGCCUUAGGGACCAGGUGGACAGCCUCACGCAACGCAAAGAUCAUCUAGAGAAGCGGGCGAGCAUGCAGCACGAGUCGCUAAAAGAAGUGCAAGAUGAGUUACAUAGAGCCAACCAGGACGUGAGGGUAUACCAGCGACGUGACAAUGAUCAUGUGAGGCGUCUACAAAAUGAUCGAGACCAGGUGUCAGCCCGCAACGCUCGCCUAGCCAUGGAGUUGAGUCAGAUGGAGGAGAAUGUCACCAAAAUAAGGGAUAGGCUGGAGGCUGGAUGGAGGCCACACUAAGUCCCCCUAACUUACUGGAGAUCCACUACGCAGGUCACAUCGAUUUUGAAAACUGAUUUCCAUUUCGGCAUACAUUAUUAUUAUUUAUUUUCAUCCUUAACUGUCCUGAUUUGUCUAGUUGUUUCUGUAGGUGAUGUACGGGUUUCGUUUAAGGGGUUGUGUUAAGCCGUCUUCACCGACUCCAAAAUAACAAUGUCCAAUUGAGCUAUUUGGAAUGGAAUGAAUUGGCCUAUCCCCAGAUCAUGAAAUGUCUUAUAUAUUAUCCUUUUAAAUGGUUUUCAUAGCAUUGACGUCAGAAUGAAGAUUCUUACGAGAAAAUCAGCAGGAACCAUAAGGAAGAUUCGAACCUAUACACUGGGUAUUCUUAGGCAAACGCUCUAAACCACUACACCACUACAUGGACAAAAGCAUUGCAACCUGGGAUUUAGCUGAAUCCUCUAGGGUUUCCGUGGCUUCCACUGAAGCCUAUCAUAGUUUCGCACAAUGCCCCCCUCCAUGCACUCUGGCUUGUAGUCUAGGAAUUCUACCUCCUACGCAUCUCUUGAAAUGGACAAAGAAGCGCAAGAAGUAGAAUUCCUAGACUACAAGCUAGAGGAAUGGACUCGUUGUGUGAAAUCCUGAUAGGCUUCAGUGGAAGCCUCAGGAACCCUAGAGGAUUCAGUUGAAUUCCAGGAUGCAAUGCUUUUGACCAUGUCGUGGUGUAGUGGUUUAGAGCGUUUUUGCCUGUGAGAACCCACUCCAUAGGUUCGAAUCUUUCUCAUGGCUCCUGUUGAUUUUCUCAUUGAUUCAUCACGUUAAUUGGAUUUCUUUGUGUAAUUGAAGGUUCUUACAUAACACCAAAUUAAAUCUUUAUUUUUUUAUGAACAAUUGAGUAUUUCAGUUGAAAGUUUCCUAGAACAGUGUAGUGGUAUUUUUAAUAAAAAAAACCCAAUGGGUUAAAUAAAAAAAUACACCAAAUUAUUCCCUUUAUUAACUACGCUAAAUUGCCAGUGUGUAGAAAUUCCUAUCAUAUUCAAGACUUAAUGCAGCUUAUAUUUAGCUGUGAAAGUAUUGCAAUAAAAGUUCAUCUUUUCAGCAAAUGUUCUAGUUUAGUCGUGUCUGGUGAUUCCUUACAAGUUACAAGACAAGC
This is a messenger RNA of Procambarus clarkii (red swamp crayfish), 1961 nucleotides long. Its product is annotated as tropomyosin-1. NCBI's taxonomy places the organism in Eukaryota, Metazoa, Arthropoda, Malacostraca, Decapoda, Cambaridae. The record is from RefSeq and is a predicted model, not a curated record.